AUGCCGUUGGCUAAGCUGGAUUUGGACGAGUUGAUUUGCAAGAUUCUGAACGUUGUGUCAUCGGGCUGUUCGUUGACCAAGGUGGUGCGCGAGACGGAGAUCAUCCAGUUGUGCAUGCCGGUGCGUGAAGUGUUUUUGCAGUAGAGUACGCUGCUUGAAAUUGAUCUACCAAUCAAGAUCUGCGGCGACACUCAUUGACAGUAGGUUUUUUUUAUCACAAAGUGUGAGUUAUUUGACAUAUUUUUAGUUUUUCAAAUUUAAAGAGCUAUGUAACAGGAUAUUAUUCUUGGUUUUGUAAAAUAAGUCUUGCAAUUUUAAUCUUUAUUUAAUGGUAAAGGAAAGUCAACAGUAAAAGUGACAAUGCUUAAUUUAUACUGUUUCUUAUGCAGUUUUUAGUUUGUAAUAUUAAUGCCGCCAAUCUUGUAGGUAUUCGGACGUUAUGAGGUUAUUUGGCCGAGCUGGCUUUCCGCCUAUUAUCAAUUAAUUGUUUCUGGGCGAUUACGUGGACCGCGGGCGACAAAACAUAGAAACAAUCAGUCUAUUCUUCUGUUACAAAGUAAGUUUUUCAUUUAAGACAUUAAAAUUUUAAAUUUAGUUGGAAUUUUUUUUCAUUUGACGGUUUACCUUAUAUUCACCAUCUUUUGGAUUUGGUAUGCUUUGGACUGUUUAAAAAAAAUUUGUUUAUGUUUUAACAUAACUUUCAAAAAAUUUUAAAGAAAGUAACAAGCAUUAUAAACGAAUACCAAGCAUAUCAUGGUUUAUUGUUUUAGCUCAAGUACCCUGA
This is a messenger RNA of Bursaphelenchus okinawaensis, 784 nucleotides long. NCBI's taxonomy places the organism in Eukaryota, Metazoa, Nematoda, Chromadorea, Rhabditida, Aphelenchoididae. The record is from the annotation of a GenBank genome assembly.